Molecule: messenger RNA, 405 nt
Organism: Cooperia oncophora
Lineage: Eukaryota; Metazoa; Nematoda; Chromadorea; Rhabditida; Trichostrongylidae
Source: the annotation of a GenBank genome assembly
AUGGCGUCGUAUUUCUGCGACAUGACUGCUACAUUUGGAGCGAAAAGACCCAGCAUGGAUCCAGUAACACCUGAUGGUAAGUAUAUCCGCCCUCUGCAUGCCAAAAUCGGCUACUCAGCGAUGGUCCACGUCCGAGCCCAUAUGAUAUCGACACAAGCCGCCUUUCUCGCUCAAGCACUUACUACUGCUAUUCGAUACUCAGCAAUACGCCGACAAGGGGAGAUUCAACCUGGAAAAGGCGAAGUAAAGAUCAUGGAGUACCAAACCCAGCAACAUCGUCUAUUUCCACAACUUGCACGGGCCUAUGCGUUUAUUUUCGUGGGACAGGCCGUGAGGGUCAUUUUUCAACGAGUACAGAAAGACGUCGCUCAAGGAAAGGUGAGCAGCACGUUCCCCAUCUUCUAG